AAUUAAUAAAAAAUCACUAAUUAGACACAUAGCAUUUCUAGUAAAAUUAUUUGGAGUCUUUGACUACUAUAUAAAAUGUAUUUUACCUUAGCAAAACAUAAUACACAAACAAUAAUAAGAAAAAAAAAUCAUACAAUCGUUAUGGGGAAGAAAAAGAUGGACAUAACUUAUAUUACUGAUGGCACAGAGAGGGAAGCAACUUUCAACUUAAGGAAGAAUGAAUUGAUGCAGAAACUCCAUGAGCUCCAUGUUCUUUGCGACGUUGAUACGUGUGCAUUCAUCUACAAUCAAUCCAACCCAAUUCCAGAGGUAUGGCCAUCACACUCAGAGGUGAAAAGCAUAUUAGAGAAGUUUGAAAAGUUUUCAGAGAAGAAGAAGACAUGUAGAUCGGUGAACCAUGAAGAAUUUCUCCAUCAGAUGAUCGAAAAAGCCAGGACGAAAAGACAGAAACAGAAUGCCCAAAACAAGGAGAAAUACAUGAGGGAACUCAUGUUCGCUUUUCUCAGUGGGAACAUGAAAGAUUUGAGUUUAAAAAAUGAUGAUCGUUCGGAGUUGUGUAGCUUCAUUGAUAAAUAUCUCAAGGAGCUUGUUCAUCAUAAGAACCAAACCUUAAACAAUCCAAAUUUUGAAAUCGGCCAGUCUUCCUCAAUGGCUCUGGACAUGAACAUAGCUCAAACCUCUAUUGCUGAAGCAGGUUCCUCUUCCUUUCUGGUCUCCAAAACACCUAGAUCUUCUGAACUAACCAAAAUGUUGCAAUCCGUAAUCUCUUCAUACUAUAGUGAUGUACCGCAUGAAAAUUUGGUUACAAGUAUUCCCUCAACAAGAAGCAACCAAGAAGUAUAUAUACCGGUUAUGUAUCAGGAUGAAUCUUACAGUCAAAAUAAAAAUCAAAAUCUGGAACAAGGAUUCGUUGAAGAAAUGAUGAAAAUUGGUGAGCAAACAGGUUUUCCUUGGAUGGAAGACAACCACCGGUUUUAAAGCAUAUCCAUCAAGGCAGACACUAAUGGCAGCCAGCUUAUGUUUACUUUGUCUAAAAGGAUUUCCAGUGAAUUAUUUUUUGAUUUGACAUCUCUUGUCUUCUUUUUGGUGUAAAUUUUUGUUAUUUUUAUUGCAUCAAGUUUGAGUCUUCAAACUAAUGUAUUAUGAUUUAUUAGUUUCGAUCCAGAAUAAGAAAUUCUUCUGGUGUUGUUGGUAUUCCAUAUAGGAUCUAUUUUAAUUCAAC
This is a messenger RNA of Raphanus sativus (radish), 1222 nucleotides long. RefSeq names its product agamous-like MADS-box protein AGL80. Bases 76 to 978 code for a protein of 300 amino acids. Gene Ontology annotation, molecular function: DNA binding; protein dimerization activity. The record is from RefSeq and is a predicted model, not a curated record. Lineage: Eukaryota; Viridiplantae; Streptophyta; Magnoliopsida; Brassicales; Brassicaceae. The transcript is spliced from 2 exons.